Saccharomyces kudriavzevii IFO 1802 is the source of this 1218-nucleotide messenger RNA. RefSeq names its product RNA lariat debranching enzyme (gene DBR1). The transcript has a single exon. The coding region runs from base 1 to 1218 and encodes 405 amino acids. NCBI's taxonomy places the organism in Eukaryota, Fungi, Ascomycota, Saccharomycetes, Saccharomycetales, Saccharomycetaceae. The record is from RefSeq and is a predicted model, not a curated record. Gene Ontology annotation, cellular component: nucleus. Gene Ontology annotation, molecular function: RNA lariat debranching enzyme activity. Gene Ontology annotation, biological process: mRNA splicing, via spliceosome.
AUGACUAAAUUACGAAUUGCUGUACAAGGAUGUUGUCAUGGUCAACUAAACCAGAUUUAUAAAGAGGUUGCACGAAUCAAUUCCAAGACUCCCAUUGAUUUAUUAAUAAUUCUUGGAGAUUUCCAAAGUAUCCGUAAUGCUCAGGACUUCAAAUCAAUAGCCAUACCUCCCAAAUAUCAAAAACUUGGUGAUUUCAUAUCAUAUUAUAAUAAUGAAAUCGAAGCUCCUGUUCCUACCAUCUUCAUUGGUGGCAAUCAUGAGUCGAUGAGGCAUUUAAUGCUUCUACCGCAUGGUGGAUAUGUAGCAAAGAACAUUUAUUAUAUGGGCUAUUCUAACGUUAUAUGGUUUAAAGGUGUGAGAAUAGGAUCGUUGAGCGGGAUAUGGAAACAAUGGGAUUUCAAUAAGCAACGACCAAGUUGGAAUUAUCUAGAAAAGAACAAUUGGAAGGCCAAUAUAAGGAACUUGUACCAUGUAAGGCUGUCCGAUAUUGCUCCCCUUUUCAUGAUCAAACAUCGUCUGGAUAUCAUGCUAAGUCAUGAUUGGCCGAAUGGCGUUGUUUAUCAUGGUGAUAUUAAACACUUACUGAAGUUUAAACCUUUUUUUGAGCAAGAUAUUAACAAGGGUGAACUAGGCAGCCCAGCAACUUGGCAGCUAUUGAGAGAUUUGCGUCCUUUGUGGUGGCUGAGCGCUCAUUUGCAUGUCAGAUUUUUAGCUUCCAUCAAACAUAAUAAAAGAAGUUCACAACUAUCAAAUGGAUCAACCUCAAGGAUGAAAAAAAAUCUAAACGAAAUUGACUUAGACUUAUCUUGUGACGAUGACGAAAAGCCUGACGUGUUAAUUAAUGAGGAAAGCGACGAACCUAGCUUGAAAUACGAUGAAACCCGGUUUCUAGCGCUGGACAAGUGCUUACCAAGAAGGCGCUGGUUAGAAAUCGUUGAAGUGGAGCCAGAUACAUCGCAUGCCUCAUGGAAAGUUGAAAAUCACCGUAUGUUUUGGGAUCCUGAGUUCAUUGAUAAUUUAAUAAUUUGGGAAAAGAAUAAAGAUUCGCUAAGUAAUAAACCGUUUGACAGCAUUAAUUGGAUGGAACUAUCGCAAUCCGAUAGGACGAACGAGAAGAAAGUUGAUUGGGAGAAUUACGCCAUUCCUGAAUACACCUUAGACGUCCAAAAAGAUGAGAUAGGUCAAACUAAACUAUUUACCUCCAAAUUUUUAGCCUAA